CUCAUUGUAUUACAAAUGCAAAAACAAACGUACCUUUCUCCAAAUAUUUGGUUUAUAUUUGAGAGAACCUUUUCCUUGCAUUUUGUGCAGCCAGCUGAAGAAAACAUUGUGGGUACUGAGGGUGCUGAAAUGUUAGUUGAAAUUUCUGAGUCACUGAAACCAACAGGGACAGAAACUUCAAAUGUUUGUAGUUCACCUGAUGCUGGUGUCUUUAAACAUGUUCUAGCUUCAAUACAGCAACAAAACGAAUCUCUGAAACCAGAAAGCGCUGUCACUAAAGUUGGUUUUAGUGGACCUGGUGACACCUCUGAACAUCGUAAUGAAUGUGGUGAUAUAAAAGCUACUUCUUCGGGACAGGUGGAAGUAACUAUUCAGGCAAUUAAGAAGCCCAGCCGUGGUCUUGGGAUGUUACUAGGGAGUACAGCAAAGAGGAAGCUGCAUCCUGAUAAAAAAGAGCCGGAAGAGAUCCAAGUGCAGCAGAUCAAGUCUUCGGUGAGCCUUCCAUUCCAUGCAUUUUCAGGUAGGAUUGAGCAGAUACAGCAAGCUGCAACAGACCCUUCUAAACCGUUGGAAAUUAACCAUAUAGGGGAACCUGUUGCUACUAAUUCCAAGUUAGACAUUAUAACCCUGGAGACUGAUUCAGAUGAUGGGGAAUCGGUAAAGGGUGAGCGAUCAACCAGAGAACAGGAAAACUCCUUUGCCAUGCCGGUAGCUACUUCAAAGUUAGAAGAUGUUAUCUUACUGGACGAUGAUUCAGAUCUUGAGGAACCAGUCAAAGAUGAUUCAGAAGCCACUAACAAUCAGCCUGAGUGUGGGGAAACCAAUAAUGCAGUUUCUGUUGAGGAGAUGGAUGAAGGGGAUGAGAAUAUGGCCUUGUCUAAUCUCUCCUCUAGCUUCAACAAGUGUUUCCAUUCGAUAAAUCAAAAAAGUAAGGCAAAGCUUGCUGAGAAACAACAAGCACAUGAAGGUCAGUUGAAGGUUCAGCCUUUUGACUAUGAAGCAGCAAGGAAGCAAGAGGUAUUUGGAGAAGAUCCAGGUAAACAACACCCGGAAAGAGAAGGUGAUGAAUCUCGUAGGAGUAAGACUGGUAAGAAGAAGGAUUUAGUCUUAGGCCAGCCACCGAUUGAAGGGACAGCAGAGUUCCAGCAAGGUAGAAGGCGUCAAGCUUUUCCAGCUUCGGGGAACCGAAGCUAUACUUUCCGUUAGAAGUUGAAAAGCUAUAUGAACUCGUAAGGUACGGAAUUAGUUGUCUACAAAGGAAGUAACCUCAUCAUGCAUGCUCUUGGUUCAAGCAGGAGGGGGAAAUCAUAGUUUGAUGUUUAUAUGUGAAAGUAAAAAUUUGAAUCAGUUGCCGUGUUACUGUUAAUCUGCAUUUGCUGUGUGCCUUGUAUUUUAUACAGGUGCAGUGCCUUGUAUAAUAUGCAUCCCACUCUAUCCUAAACUCCUAGGUGGAAACACCGACCUUAAGAAGGUAAAGGAUUUGAUGGCUUGAUAUAUUGGCAAUGAUGAAACAUAUGAUAUUGCAAGUUAAUAUUACAAGGAAAACAAAACAAUCAAUGAAAAUAUGAUGGUACGGGUGCUAAGAAAGAAAAGUUUAGUGUCAAAAAAGUUAAAACAUAAUGUGCUCCGCCCCCUCUUUAGUUUGCAGAGAAAUUAUGGGAUUGCUAAAAAUGCUUUUACACGGAAGACCUGCUUCAGAAUUAUCAAGUCACGCAACAGGUCAGCUUGACGCAAUUUAGGCUCGACCUUUAUUUUCAUGACAGAUGUCAGUCGUGUAAGAGAUAAUAGAGGUCUAUGAUGCAAAUUAAAUUACCGUAUCUUUCAUAUUUUGAGUUGGGAAAGGGGUGGAAAGGGACGGCAACAUGUUAUGUAAUUUGAAUGUGAUGUUCUUUUCUUUCUCCUUUCUGAAAGUGGUCUCCCUUCUCUCUUUCAAACAAAAUUUACAAAACUUGUCCAGA
This is a messenger RNA of Lycium ferocissimum, 1958 nucleotides long. RefSeq names its product protein RRP6-like 2. Lineage: Eukaryota; Viridiplantae; Streptophyta; Magnoliopsida; Solanales; Solanaceae. The record is from RefSeq and is a predicted model, not a curated record. Bases 16 to 1206 code for a protein of 396 amino acids. The transcript has 3 exons.